Messenger RNA from Trichoderma reesei QM6a, 1623 nucleotides. RefSeq lists its product as uncharacterized. Gene Ontology annotation, molecular function: oxidoreductase activity, acting on paired donors, with incorporation or reduction of molecular oxygen; heme binding; iron ion binding. Lineage: Eukaryota; Fungi; Ascomycota; Sordariomycetes; Hypocreales; Hypocreaceae. The transcript is spliced from 4 exons. Bases 1 to 1623 code for a protein of 540 amino acids. The record is from RefSeq and is a predicted model, not a curated record.
AUGGAUAACAGCUCGAUUCCAUAUUCCCAGUGGGCGGCAGACCUCUUACACAAUGACCAAAGCACGGUUCUACGCCCAGUCGUGCUCUUUCUACUUGUCCCGACGGCGACAUUUCUUUUGUGGCAUCUCGUCGCGUAUUUGAAUUCACCGUUGAGAAAGUAUCCGGGACCAGUUCUUGCAUCAUUUACCAAUUUCUACCGGAUGUAUUUUGCCUAUCGAGGAGAUAUGCAUUUGCUCAGCAAGAAGCUCCACGACAAGUAUGGACCCGUCGUUCGAAUGGGCCCAAACUAUCUCGAUCUCGACUUCUCCUCAUUAAUCAAGACGUGUUUUGACACUCAAGGGGUUUGGAGAAAGACUGAAUGGCAUGGGGUUUCUGGAGCAAUGGUCGAAGGCAAGCUCUACUUCAACAUUUUUUCAGAAGUGCGUCCGGAAGAGCAUGCGCGCAUAAAGAAGCCAAUUGCAAAGUACUUUUCCGCUGCUGGUGUGGCGCCUCUUGAGCCCCAUGUCGACGCUGUGCUCGCUACUCUGUGUGAGGUAGUAGACCAGCGGCUCGCCGGUGACGAGGCAUUCGGACCGUCUUUUGACUUUUCAGAGUGGAUGUUAUUCUAUGCGAUGGACGUAGUGGCCAAGACUACGUGGAGUCAAGCUGUCGGAUAUCUCGAGAAGGGCCAUGACUUUGACGGCACUUUAAGUGUGUCAGACAAAGCCUACGACUAUCUCGUCACCAUUGGCAUGUAUCCGGUGCUCGACAAACUCCUAGACAAGAACCCGAUCAUGCGAGUUGGUCCGCCCUCAUUUGGAACUGUCACCGGCAUCUGUCUGGGACAUCUGGUGGCGCGCAUGAAGGGCGAAGACGGCCACGACCAAUCCAAGCCCGACUUUUUAGAUCGCUAUCUGGAAGCCCAGCAGCAGAACCCCGAAGUCGUCGACAUUUAUCGCAUUCUAUCCUACAUGCUCGUCAAUGUCGCCGCGGGGGCUGACACUACGGCGGCGAGCUUGCGCUCCAUUUUUUAUCUGUCUCUCAAGCAUCCUGCCGUCUACGAUCGUCUGAAGAACGAGAUUCUUGCGGCCAAGUUUUCGCAGCUGCCAGUGCCAUAUGCCGAAUCCAGGCAGCUUCCCUACCUGGAGGCUGUCUCUCGAGAGUGUUUUCGAUACUUGCCCGGCAACUGUUUCGCACAGGAGCGGUACGUUCCUGAUGGAGGCUUGUCGCUUCCUGACGGGUCAUUUGUACCCGCAGGGACAGCGAUAGGAUUCAAUGCGUAUGUGCUGCAUCGAAACAAAGAGGUAUGGGGGCCCGACGCUGAAGAGUUCCGCCCUGAGCGCUGGUUGCAAGCCGAUGGCGAGACUGCAGAGGAGUACAAGAGUCGCUUGCAGCACUUGAACAACGUCGACCUAUCAUUCUCGGCUGGCUCAAGAAAGUGCAUCGGAAUGAACCUUGGCAGGAUGGAGGUGAGCAAGACGGUGGCAACGCUCAUUACUCUCUUCGAUUUCGAGUUGGAAGACCCCAAGAAGGAGUGGAAAAUCCACAACAGCUUGAUCCCCAGGGCCUCUAAUAUCAUCAUGAAGGUUAAAAAGAGAUCGGACGCAAGCGAGCGAAUUAGCCAAAUGAGUAGCCACUAUUAA